Molecule: messenger RNA, 4356 nt
Organism: Erinaceus europaeus (western European hedgehog)
Lineage: Eukaryota; Metazoa; Chordata; Mammalia; Eulipotyphla; Erinaceidae
Gene: COL18A1
Product: collagen type XVIII alpha 1 chain
Exons: 41
Coding region: 16-4281 (1421 amino acids)
Source: RefSeq, a predicted model, not a curated record
UCACUGGACGGCCCCAUGGCUCCGCGGCCGGGUGGCCCCAGCGGCCGGCUGUCCCUGCUGCUUCUGCUGUGUCCACUUGUCACCCCGGCCGCCCCGCUGUCCUGGCUGUGGGCCACCGAAGACAACCCCCCCCUUGGGGCUCCCCUGGGCAGCCCCCCACCGCCCCCCCAGACAAGGACCAAGGACGAGAACAUCGCCAGCGUCGGGGACAAGAUCCUGGUGGUGGCCGAUGGCAUCCGCAGCUUCGUCAAGCUGUGGGGGGACACCGGCGCCCCCCAGGGCCCCGGCCGGGAGGGGACACCCAGCCCCGCCACCCCCACAGCUGCCGGGGCUCCCCCAGAGGAUGGCUCGGACCCCUGGUCCAGCAGCGGGGCCCCCGGGACGCCCACCCCGGGCAGGUCCCGGGCACCGGUCAGCUCGACCCCAGAGACACAGCCACCGGCCCCAGGUGGGGUGCUGGAGCUAACACUGCCCCAGCUGCUGGGGGAGCCGCUGCCCCCGGGGGUGCGGCCACUGCGCGAGCCAGGCCUGGACGCCGAGGCCUUCUCCUUCGAGCCAGCGGGGGACACGGGGGGCGGGCAGCCCGCGCACCCCCACCUCCCGGACGGCUUCCCCCCAGACUUUGCGUUGCUGCUGCGGGUGAGGCCGGCCGCGGGGGGGGCCGGGAUGCUGCUGGCGCUCACGGACGGGGCGCAGGCGACGGUGUCGCUGGGGCUGAAGCUGGAUGCCGUCCGGCACGGCCACCCGGACCUGCUGCUGCUGCUGGCCCCGCCCGGCACCCCCCGCCCCCCCCAGCCCGCCGCCCGCUUCCCGCUACCCCCGCUGGCCGGACGCUGGACGCGCCUGGCGCUGGGCGUGCAGGGCCGCAUGGCCACACUCUACCUGGACUGCCGGCCGGCACAGCGGGCCGUGCUGGAGCGGGAGCCCCGGGUCCUGCCCCUCGAACCUGGCGCCAGCCUUUUUGUGGGCCAGGCGGGGGCUGCGGACCCUGACAAGUUCCAGGGGGACAUCAUGGAGCUGCGGGUGCGUGGGGACCCCCAGGUGAGGCCGGAGCACUGCUUGGGGGAUGAAGACACCGAGGAUGAUGAUGAUGGGGUGUCUGGAGACUCGGGCAGUGGACUGGACGAGGGCCUGGACCAUCUCGGGAAAGAAGGGGUCUCCCCGAAACCCAGCCUCCCUGGGGCUUCCCCUGUCAGCCCUCCACCCAUGGCUGGAGGGAGCAACAUGAAAGAUUCCAGAACUGAGGAAAUGGAGGAGACAGCGGCGCCUUCAUUAGCAGGUCAGACGCCCCCUGGCUCAGCCCAGGCGGUCUCGUGGAGCCCCGGGGAGAGCAGGAGACAGGGUGGCCUGAAGGGACAGAAAGGGGAGCCGGGUGCUCGGGGCCCCCCCGGCCCGGCUGGUCCCCAAGGCCCCGAGGGACCAGCUGCGCAGAAGCCAGGGCCACAGCCUGUGCCUGGCCCAGGGGGUCCCCCUGGACCCCCGGGGAAGGACGGCCCCCCCGGCAGGGACGGCAAGCAGGGCCAGCCAGGCGAGGAAGGGAGACCCGGUGACCCAGGGCCACAGGGCUUCCCAGGGACUCCCGGUGACGUGGGCCCCAAGGGAGAGAAGGGGGACCCCGGGAUUGGGCUGAGAGGCCCCCCAGGUCCCCAAGGCCCCCCAGGCCCCCCAGGACCCUCCUUCAGACCUGAGAAGCUGACCUUCAUCGACAUGGAGGGUUCUGGCUUCAGCGGUGACCAUGAGAGCUUCCGUGGCCCCAGAGGCUUCCCCGGCCCCCCUGGCCCGCCCGGAGUCCCAGGCCUGCCCGGAGAGCCCGGCCAAUUUGGGAUGAACAGCUCAGUGGUCUCAGGACCCCCAGGCCUCCCUGGUGUGCGGGGGCGUGACGGAGUCCCCGGGCUGCCCGGCCCCCAGGGCCCCCCAGGCCCUCCAGGAAGAGAUGGUCAGCGUGGAGCCACAGGACAGAAAGGCAGCAUGGGUGAGGCAGGUGCCCCAGGACUGAAGGGAAGCAGAGGGGACCCUGGCCCCAUCGGUGCACCUGGGAAGAAUGGCUUGGCGGGCCCCCCAGGACCAGCAGGCCCCCCCGGGCCCCCUGGGCCCCCUGGCCCCGGACUGCCCGCCGGCUUUGACGAUAUGGAAGGUUCUGGGACACUCUUCUGGCAGAGAGGUGCGGGCGGGUCCCAGGGACCCGCCGGCCCCCCCGGAGCCAAGGGGGACCCUGGGAUCGCAGGACCACCCGGGACCAAGGGGGAAGCAGGUGCAGACGGCCCCCCCGGAUUCCCCGGCCUUCCCGGCAGUGAGGGCACAGCUGGUCCCCAGGGCCCCAGAGGAGACAAAGGAAGUCGGGGAGAAAAGGGUGACCCCGGGAAGGACGGCGUGGGGCUCCCUGGCCUCCCCGGCCCCCCUGGUCCCCCAGGCCCUGUGGUCCGUGUGUCGCAGCAGGAAGGUGCGGUGGCCGGAGUGCCAGGACCUGAGGGCCGGCCUGGUUUUGCUGGCUUUCCUGGACCUGCCGGACCGAAAGGUGACCUGGGUUCCCGAGGCCAGCAGGGUCCCCCUGGACCCAAGGGUCAGAAGGGGGAGCCGGGUGCUGUCCUUGGUUCAGAUGGCAGGGCACUGACCACCCCUCAAAAAGGAGCCAAGGGGGAGCCCGGCUUCCGAGGAACCCCGGGUCCCUAUGGCCGCCCAGGACACAAAGGGGAGAUUGGCUUUCCUGGACGUCCAGGGCGCCCUGGAAUAAAUGGACUGAAAGGACAGAAGGGGGAGCCAGGAGCUGCCACAGUUGGUUUUGGGGUACAGGGUCCACCUGGCCCCCCUGGGCCCCCCGGACCCCCCGGACCCCCUGGGACUCCUGUCUAUGACAGCAACGCGUUUGUAGAUUCUGGCCGGCCUGGGGCUCCGGGGCAGCCAGGGUACCCCGGACCAUCUGGACCCAAGGGUGACAAAGGAGCGGUGGGCCCACCGGGACCUCCAGGACACUUCCCACUGGAUAUUCUCAAUCUGGGUGCCGAGAUGAAGGGGGAGAAGGGUGACCGAGGACCCUCCGGACAGAAAGGGGAGCGUGGGGAACCCGGGGCUGGCGGAUUCUUUGGCUCCGGCCCCCCUGGCCCCCCAGGCUCACCGGGGAUUCCGGGCCCCAAGGGAGACAGCAUUCAGGGUCAGCCUGGCCCACCCGGACCUCAGGGACGCCCAGGCAUCGGCUAUGAGGGGCGUCAGGGUCCCCCUGGCCCCCCCGGGCCUCCUGGGCCCCCAGGACCACCUUCAUUUCCUGGUCCUUACAGGCAGACCAUCAGUGUCCCCGGACCCCCGGGCCCGCCAGGCCCCCCAGGGCCCCCCGGGAACAUGGGCACCUCUGCAGGGGUGCGCAUCUGGCCCACCUACCAGGCCUUGCUGGACAAGCUGCCCGAGGUGCCGGAGGGCUGGCUGCUGUACGCCGCCGACCGCCAGGACCUCUUUGUGCGCGUGCGGCACGGCUUCCGGAAGGUUCUGCUGGAGCCACGGACGCCACUGCCCCGAGGGACGGACAAUGAGGUGGGGGCCCCGCAGCCCCCCGUGCUGCAUGCGGGCGGCCCCCACGCCCGCCGUGAGCUGUCCCACCCCUCCACCGAGCGGCCCUGGCGGGCGGACGACAUCCUGGCCAGCCCCCCGCGCCUGCCGGCCCCCCAGCCCUACCCCGGGCCCCCCCACUACGGCUCCUACCUGCACCCCCGGCCCGCCCAGCCCACCAGCCCUCCCGCCCACACCCACCAUGACUUCCAGCCUGUGCUGCACCUGGCGGCGCUGAACGCCCCGCAGUCGGGGGACCUGCGCGGGAUCCGGGGCGCGGACCUGCAGUGCUUCCAGCAGGCGCGUGCGGCCGGGCUGCCCGGCACCUUCCGCGCCUUCCUGUCCUCGCGGCUGCAGGACCUGUCCAGCAUCGUGCGGCGCGCGGACCGCAGGGCUGUGCCCAUCGUCAACCUGCAGGACGAGCUGCUGUUCCCCAGCUGGGAAGCCCUGUUCUCGGGGGCCCAGAGCCAGCUGCUGCCGGGCGCUCGCAUCCUCUCCUUUGACGGCAGGGAUGUCCUGCAGCACCCAGCCUGGCCCCAGAAGAGCGUCUGGCACGGCUCGGACCCUAGCGGCCGGCGGCUGCCUGAGAGUUACUGUGAGACGUGGCGGACGGAGGCGGCAGGGAGCUCGGGCCAGGCGGCCUCGCUGCUGGGCGGCCGGCUGCUGGCCCAGGAGGCCACCAGCUGCCACCGGGCCCUGGUGGUGCUCUGCGUGGAGAACAGCGUCCUGCCCACCUCCCAGUAGGCUCGCCGGGUGGGGGCACGUCCUGGGGCCGCUGCGUGUAGCCCCAGAAAUAAAGGAAGCCAAAGACUUUGUAAA